Triticum turgidum subsp. durum (durum wheat) is the source of this 2430-nucleotide messenger RNA. NCBI's taxonomy places the organism in Eukaryota, Viridiplantae, Streptophyta, Magnoliopsida, Poales, Poaceae. The record is from the annotation of a GenBank genome assembly.
AUGGAUCUGAAGCUAGAUGACCUCGACUGGGAGGAAGUACGGUCAAUCAACUGCUAUGCCCUGUUCAUGGGGUACCUCUCGAUGGCCAUAAGGGGGAUGGGAUACCUUGUGCUUACAUGGUCCACCGUCGUUCUCCUGGGUGGCUUCGUCUCUGUGCUGGAGAACAAAGACUUUUGGUGUCUCACAAUUAUCACCCUCGUCCAAACAGCCGGGGUAUUUGAUGUCUCUCUGAAAGAGAAAAUGAGAUAUAUUGGGACAUCACGCUACGGCCUCCAGAGUGCUAUAUAUGCCAUGCUGAUCUGGAAAAACACAAACGGUGAUGGAAAAAAUGCUAAUGGCGAUGGACCCUCCGUGCCACGCCUAGUGGUAGUACUGAUUGUAUGGUUGGUUCACCUGCUGGUGGUCGCUGUUAUAUUGUUGCCUCUAUCGGUUCUCUACCUUUGUGGGCUGCUCUUCACCACUGGGAUUUCGGUGUGGCGUCUAAUACAACGUGAUUAUGGCCGCAAGGCGGAGGAUGGAUAUGCGAACCUGCAGCCGGCCCUGAAUGUCUUGUACUCGCUGGCUCUGUUCCAGGGUUCGCUCUUUUGUUACAGGUUGUUCUCGUCUUUUGCGCGCGAAGGGCUAGCGAGCGAGGUGGCGGAGAAGUACAAGAUGAACGGCCGUGCGCACAAAUCGGUGAAGAAGUACUUGCGGGAGACCAUGAUCGGGUGCGAGAAGGAUCCAUCAUUCGUCAAGGGAAGGAACCUAGUCACGUAUGCCGUGGGAAUGAUGAAAUCUGAAUCGUCUAAAAGCUUCCUUUCUGGGGCAAGGAUUUUGGACGCCCUCUUGGAGCACCCACUGCCACUGGAGGAGCAGCACGCGCUGAUAGCAGAGCUCGUCGGCUCCGCGUCCUCCACCCAUGUACUCGAGAAACUGCUCCAGGCACUGGAUUCCAGAAGCCCACACGACGAGAAGAUGAGGGGGGUCGCCGCAAACAUAGUGGCGCACCUCGCCGGCAAGAUCCGUCUGAAGCGAUUCCCUCGUGGGAUCCAGUGCAUAGGCUCGCUGCUUGAGAUAUCUCAGGGGCAAGCUGAGGAUGGCGACGAGUGUGCGCCGUCUGCUGACUACGACUACAAGAAGCUCAUGGAGAAAGGCCUGGUUAUCCUCGACGGGCUCGCCGCCGAUGAGCACAACUGCAGAGUCCUCGGCAACGCCGAGGGCCUGCUCGCCAAGGUCGUGGCGCCUGUAAGCUCCGACCUGCUCCACCUCAUCGACCAUGAUGCCUGGUCCAUUGUCGUGGCCGCGUCACUGCAGGUCAUGUGCCGCCUCGUGGCUGCUCCCGGAGAGACCGGUGCCAAGCUACGUAGCCAAAUCUCUAGCAACAAGGAAGCGAUCAAUAGCAUGGAGGGGAUUCUCAAAUGCGACGAAUGUGAUGAAAAGCUCCAGGUCCUGACCAUCAAGAUCCUCACGCAGCUGCCCAUGGACGUGGAUGUAUGUCCGACUGCUGUAAACACAGAAAGCAGAGGAAAUUUUGUCAAGAUACUCCCAGACAUCUUCACUUGUGACAGUAAGGACAGCUCCAUCAGAAAAUUGGCAGGCGAAGCCCUGGUCAUGCUAAGUCUAAACCAAAGCAACGCUGCCAUCAUCCUAAAGGCAAAUGACAAUGUUGUCCAAGAUCUCACCAAGAUCCUUUUAGAUGCUGAGGCCGACAGCACACAUCGAAUCAAUGCAGCUGAGACCCUGGAGCAUCUGUAUGUUCACUACAAAGAAAAUGACGACCAUCACAAGAAAAAACUCAAGGAGGCCAUGGAGGGCAUGAUGCGAAAGGUUCUCCCGAAAAUACUUUCUUUUGGGUCGAAAAAUAAUACAACACCAACAGAAAAAGGAACAGAAAAGGAUGUUGGUCCUUUGCUAGGCACGGGCGACGUAGAAGCCCAAGACGGUGAUGCUCCACAAGAUGAUGGCCGUGAUAACAACACUUCAGCGUGUCCACACAACGAUGACAAGCAUGUGGGAAGGAAAUUGCAUGCAGCUUUGCUAUCUCUUGCUACGGCAAUAUUCGAUAAAUUGACCAGCCAAAACCAUGAUUUGGCUCAACUGGUCAAUACAAUUUCUCCUGGAGAUUAUCCCACUAGCUUCGCCAUAAAGCUCAAUGUAAUGGUGAAAGCAAACAGUGACCCCACGGUAAGCUGUCUGAGGAUAAUGAAGAAUACAAGCAGGAUGGUCGUGUUAAUGAUGAAACACAAUGGCAACUACCUGAAACAACACUUGGUGAGCUUCCAUGACUUGAUAGACUCUCUUUCCACUGCUUGCAAAAAGAUGGCGUGCCUCGAAGGCUCUAUGAUUUUCUAUAGCUCGAAUCGUGGCGCGAUGAAGCCUGGCAGAACUCUUGCUUCUCUAGUGAAAGAAGCAGAGGAGCUUCUAGGCCAAAAGGAGCGAAAACGGCUGUGA